CUUCAACAUCUCACCCGCCUCCAUCUCCCCUUGCGCCGUCACGAAUCAUCGCCAUCGCCAAGGUGUCACAGAACUCUUCUUGGGUGGUCGCUUCCUCAUCGUCGCUGCACCAGUCGCCUGUUUGACCGGGCCCACCGCUUCGACCGACCGUAAACACCGCAGUUCCAGCUCGCGUGUCCCUUUCGCAAAGUCUGCUCUCGGCCCGCGUGACUCGACCCCCGACGCAGUCUCUGCAUCGUCGUCGUCCCUUCAGUACCUUGCUGUCAUUUGACUGAGGAUUCUGGAAGAUAAUAAUUAGCUGACCCAAGACGUGAUUUGGCUUCGAGGGCGUCGUGGUGUUGUUGGUGGCGAGGUGGACCAAGGACAACAAGAUCCUUUACUACUGGCCUCGGCCAACUGUACCCGUAUUUCCCUUUGCCCUGUUGACACCUGUUUCUCCUUCCAAGUACAAUCAGAAAAAUUGAAUAUUUCCGUUCAACCUGACCUGCGAGAGCACUUGGGCGUGCAAGACGAGGGAGAAGGAGAGAAAACAAAGGGAAAAUUCUGGCUACGGACCAGCAAUUCAUAUCUUCAUUCAUCAAGCAGUUCCUCGUGCGGCUUAUUUAGCCAGGCGUCUGUGCCUCUGCCCUGGCGAGGAUCGAUUCGAGUCGCCAAAACAGCUGCGACCUUGCAACGUGGUUCCUCGUAAGUAGAGGGAAGCCAGCACAGCACAGCACAACCCGCAGCAUGUCUUCAUCGGUGUUUUUCAAGUUCAAGUCCCAGAGGGAACCAACACGCGUUGAGUUCGACGGAACGGGCAUCUCCGUCUUUGAACUCAAACGCGAAAUCAUCACCAAGAGCGGCCUAGGUGAUGGCACCGACUUCGACCUCCAAAUAUAUACCGACGACAAUAGCCAAGAAUAUGACGAUGACACAACAAUCGUACCGAGAUCUACGACGGUCAUCGCCCGGCGACAGCCAGCAGCCAAGCCUGGGGCUGGCCGCGCCGCUCGUUAUGUUUCAGGGAAGAUGCCGGUGUCGGCCAAGAACGCUGGCCGUAAAGAGCAGGCUGCCAAAGCGUCGGCAGCAAAGCCCAGUACGAGUGCAAUCAACCAAAUGAACGCGGCCAUGACCGAGGAGGAGAAGAUGGCGGCCAUGUUCGCCGCCCAAAGUGAACAAUGGUCUGCCCAGCAGGAGGAGAUGUCCCACCAAGCGCCUGUCUUCAAGCCUGGAGCCAAGCGGCCAGCAAACGUCCCCGAUCACGACCCCCCAAACGGCUACAUAUGCUAUCGCUGCGGUAACAAGGGCCACUGGAUCCAGCUGUGCCCAACCAAUGACGACCCGGACUUUGACAACCGGCCCCGGGUCAAGCGGACAACAGGCAUUCCGCGCUCGUUUCUGCAAAAAGUCGACAAGUCUGUUGUCUUGGCUCAGUCCGAGGGAGACGAGUCGAAGCGGCCGUCUGGCAUAAUGGUCAACGCCGAGGGCGACUUUGUCAUAGCUGAGCCAGACAAGGCUUCGUGGGAGCAGUUCCAGGCUAAGACGAAGUCCUCAAUCGCCAGCAAGGAGGUGCAGGCCGAGAAUAAGGAGGUGCAAGAACGCGGGCUGGAGUGCUCCAUUGACAAGAAAAUGUUCAUAGAGCCUAUGAAGACGCCGUGCUGCAAGAAGACGUUUUGCAACGACUGCAUCACAAAUGCGCUUAUCGAAAGCGACUUUGUCUGUCCUGCUUGUCAGACAGAGGGCGUGCUGAUCGAUGAUCUGACCGCCGACGAGGAGACAGCGAAGAAGAUCCAGGACUAUCUGAAGGAGAAGGAGACGGCCAAGUCGCCGCAGCCAGCUUCCCCGACGGCGGACACCGACAAGGCGGACACCACUGAGGAAAAGCCCGAGGACAAGGAGGAUGACAAAACCGAGGACAAGGCCGAGGACCAGACGGAGAGGGCAGAGGGGAAGGAAGAAACAGAUGCAAAUGAAACCUCGGAUUCGCCUACGUCGAAGCCCGCCACUCCGGCCUCGCCCCCCAAAGGGCCCAAGGCACUUGUCCAAGCCAACGAUCAAAAGGAGACUCACCAAGAAGCCAACACUAAUCCGAAGAAGCGGCCCGCGGACGAGUUUUUGGAAAACCCCAAGAUUCCCAAGGGCCCAAAGGCGAUGCAAAACCAGCAAAACAUGAUGCCGAACGCCAUGAACGGCAUGAACAAUGGCAUGCCUAACAUGGGCAUGAACAACAUGAUGUUCAACGGCAUGGGCAUGAUGCCUAAUAUGAUGGGGAUGCCCAACAUGAAUAUGAACAUGGGUAUGCCAAUGAUGGGCAUGCCGAUGAUGGGCAUGGGGAUGAACGACUUUGGCAUGAACGGCGGCUUUGGAGGCAUGGGCGGCAAUAUGGGCUUCAACGGCAUGUCAGGGAUGAACGGCAUGAAUAUGAAUAACAUGGGCAUGCAGCAGCAGGGGCCCAACAACAUGGGCGGCAUGGGCGGCAUGGGUGGCAUGGGUCCCAUGAACGGAUUUCAGAAUGGCGGCAACUUCCCGCAGCAAAACAACGCGGGCGAGGAUGACGCUUACUUCCGCAAGCCAGUCAACCCGCACCGACACCAGAAUAAGCAACGGCGCGUGCGCCCCAGCGACUACCGCGAACUGUGAAGUGGCUCUGGGUGUCGAGGGGAGGAGGAGUUCUGCAUAUUAUCAUACUACCAGGCGCAAGAGCGGAGAGGCCACCAUGUAUGGGCUGGGCGUGGGUUGAGAGACCAGGGGUGCGGCAUAUUGUUUGGAUGUCUUGGGCUCGGCGUUUGGCAAGGGCUUACCACGGCCGAGAUCGUGUGUGCCCACAUGAGGGCGCCUCGCGCGAUGGUGCGCCUCCGGAGUCUUGAUUUGAGCAUGACGCCUCCAUGACAAUAAGGAGGCAUGCAUACAUAUACAUUUUUUAAUUCAAGCAAAGCUCUUGUACCAA
This is a messenger RNA of Purpureocillium takamizusanense, 2926 nucleotides long. It is a transcript of the gene MPE1, whose product is annotated as Protein mpe1. The record is from RefSeq and is a predicted model, not a curated record. Gene Ontology annotation, biological process: ubiquitin-dependent protein catabolic process; protein ubiquitination; mRNA processing. The transcript is spliced from 2 exons. The coding region runs from base 727 to 2619 and encodes 630 amino acids. Gene Ontology annotation, cellular component: nucleus. Lineage: Eukaryota; Fungi; Ascomycota; Sordariomycetes; Hypocreales; Ophiocordycipitaceae. Gene Ontology annotation, molecular function: zinc ion binding; nucleic acid binding; ubiquitin protein ligase activity.